CGCAGACCAGACGCAUUCUCCCGUAACCGGUAGUCUAGAAUUUUCACCCCAUUCCAUUUUCCGUGGUGGUUAUCGGCCAUCCACAUCAUUGUACCUCUGCCUGAGGCGUCGCCGAUGAUGGCAACUUGUAACAUCUAAUGGCCACAACCAAGCCGUCACGUCCCUUUUGUUGCCCAUAGCCUUGGUCUUGAAGCCUUCUCGACUUAGGGCAAGCUUCGCCUCAACAACACUCCACCAUCCGUCCCUGUUCCCACAGACAACAACCAGGGGUAGCAAUCAGCGACGAGGAAAGAUACCGAGCUACCCUCAGCCGCCGACCACCGGGCCCUCGCCCACGUACAGAACGAUCGCCCGUCUUCAGGAGCAACCCGCUUGCAAGCCACCCACAUCCUGUUCAAUCGCGCCCUGACCUCUUCCAACAUCCCACCCAGUUUCUGAAGCAGUUGGCUGAUAUCCUCUCCUAUCGCACUAUCACCAUGGUGAAUCUCAAGGUGAUGAACCCACAAGUAAUUGUAUAUCCACCUCAGGAAGAGAAACUGAAUGAGCCGUGUAUUAGCUAUCCUCCGAAUGACUUCCUGCAGGGCCUCCCGAACCCGCACAACUCCAAACCCCGGUCAGCUCUAAACGCCCUCCUACAAGCCUUCACUACCCUACCUGAUCUGAACGAAGAGCUACCCGUCGCAUCGCCCUACGCCGCAGUAUCCGAUUUUGUGUGCACUGUGCUCCAAUUACACGGGAACCCCGUUUCCGACGACGUGCCCUCGCCACGCGUGGCAUCGGCCGAUUCGCUGGAGUUGGAAUGGUGGAGGAGCGCAUCUCGGGUUCCGCAUGAUGAUAGCCCUGAUGCGAGACAUACGCUGCCUCAUGAGAGCGUGGACUCGAUUUUGAGCACGUUGUUUGAUGAUGUGUUGCUGUUGACGAGAUUCGGGCAGCGGUUUCAGAUUGGGUUGGUGCACGGGCCACAUCCGGAUUGUGUCCCGGAAAGGGCGGGAAGGGUGGGCGAUCGGAAUGCGCAUGUGGAUACCGAUGGUGAUUCUACCCACGAGGAAGGUGUGGAGAACGGGACCACGGAGGGAGCUAAGGAGAACGGGACAACACAGAAUGGAAGCAAGCGAGCGAAAUCGAACCACGAAACUGCAAAGUUCCUCAAGAUAUCGCUCGCCCAGUAUUCCCGCAACGACUGCGUGACCCUGCUCUCGUUGCUAAACGACCACCUGGGCCACGCGGUCGCGACGUUCUUCUUUGGGGGCGCCUUCAACAACCGCUCACUCAUGAAAUCUCAACUCCCCACCCCACCGACCUCAUCCUCCUCCACCUCGUCGCCCUCCUCCCAUUCUUCCUUCCACCCACCCACCGGCCGCCCCCUCACACCUCCAACACCCCGCCCACCCCCUCGCAAAACCCAAACCCGCAUCACCGUCCUUCCCCACUUCUUCACCAUCUACUUUCAACGCCCACUCGACCCCACCACCCCCCAAACCUACCACAACACCCCCGUAGAACUCCCUACCGAAGUCGAUCUCGGGUUCUACCUCUCCAACCGCCAAUCCGACCAAAAGACGUUUUAUAGACUGCACGGCUUCGUCACGCAGACCGAGGGACAUUUUCUGACGUAUACGAGGUUGAGGGGACUGCCGCAGUGGUAUAGAUGUGAUGAUGAUAAGGUAGUUAAGGUAGAGCUGGGGCCGAGGGUGGAGAGUAGGGGGGUUGUGUUGGUUAUCUAUCGGUUGCAGGCGGGUGGGACGCCGAAUUGAUGAGACAGACUUUUGUUUAUAUAGAUGGACCCUCGCUUUUUGUAUAGAAAAAUUUGCGACGUGACCGUCGGACUUUUGCAAAUUGGAGGGGAAUGGGAGGUCCCAGCUCUCUCUGUUAGAAGUUCCCACUGCCAGAUGGGAAGAAGUCCAGUAAAUAAACGAACAUAU
Molecule: messenger RNA, 1922 nt
Organism: Fimicolochytrium jonesii
Lineage: Eukaryota; Fungi; Chytridiomycota; Chytridiomycetes; Spizellomycetales; Powellomycetaceae
Exons: 3
Coding region: 477-1754 (425 amino acids)
Biological process (GO): protein deubiquitination
Molecular function (GO): cysteine-type deubiquitinase activity
Source: RefSeq, a predicted model, not a curated record